ACGCAAGCGAAGCAAUCGCCCAAACAACACUUGUUCCUUCCGUCGUCAACAAGCAAGCAAACCCUACUCCUUACAGUCGCCCUAGGUGCCCGCGCAUUCAAUCUUCAUCAUCAUCAAAGCCAUCCGCCCACAUGGCUGAUAAGAGAAAAAUCGCCGAGCUCAAUCGGCUAUCUCUCCCGGCAACGCUCCCGGUAACGCCCCCAGAGACAGUAUUUCCCGCAUCCACCACACCGUCUGUGGGCUUGCCCGUCUCGGGCGUCGAUAAGAUUAUCGCCGAAAUUCGUAAUCGCAUCUAUGGCCGAGUCGAGGUCGAAGAGGAGUGGUGGUGUAUUAGCCU
Lasiosphaeria miniovina is the source of this 337-nucleotide messenger RNA. RefSeq lists its product as uncharacterized. The transcript is spliced from 2 exons. The record is from RefSeq and is a predicted model, not a curated record. The annotation marks the transcript as partial. Lineage: Eukaryota; Fungi; Ascomycota; Sordariomycetes; Sordariales; Lasiosphaeriaceae.